This is a messenger RNA of Cryphonectria parasitica EP155, 1253 nucleotides long. Its product is annotated as NAD(P)-binding protein. Gene Ontology annotation, molecular function: oxidoreductase activity. The record is from RefSeq and is a predicted model, not a curated record. NCBI's taxonomy places the organism in Eukaryota, Fungi, Ascomycota, Sordariomycetes, Diaporthales, Cryphonectriaceae. The transcript is spliced from 2 exons. Bases 121 to 1032 code for a protein of 303 amino acids.
CUCUUCAGCAAGGCUGCUUUCCCUUUCUUCUCUCUGGUACUCUUACACAAUCCACUCAUUAUUUGGACUUGUUGAUGAAACUUUCACCACUGAUCAGGAUUGAUCUGCAUAUCGCCAACCAUGUCUUCAAUGUUCCAUCUCGACUUCACCACCCCUUUCCACCACCAUAGCUAUCCCGCAAUCUCACCCACUCGCCCUGAACUAUCAGCCACAGGCAAAACCAUCUUCAUCAGUGGCGGAGGACGCGGAAUCGGCACCGAGAUAGUAAAGGCAUUCGCCCAAGCCGGUGCGGCGCAUAUCAUCGUCAUAGGCCGCACCGCCUCGGACCUGACCGCUUCGGUAGCAAGCACCAAGGCCGAAUUCUCCUCCACCAGGUAUUCAACCAUUGUCGGAAGCGUAUCUUCAGUCCAAGACAUGGCCCAGGCAUCUGCAGAGGUGAAGAAGCUGUCCCCUGCAGGCAUCGAUGUCCUCAUCGCCAACGCGGGUUACCUGCAUGAUGUGGCACCCGUGUCUGCCUUGUCGGGAGACCCCAGUGUCGACAGCGCGUCCACAGCCGACUGGUGGCAGGCUUUCGAGGUCAAUGUGAAGGGCAUCUACCUGCAGGCCCGCCUGUUCCUCACGCUCGCCCGGCCAGGCGGCGUCUUCGUGAAUGUCUCAGCGGGCGCUGCUCAUCUCAUUCCGGCGAUGGGUGAGUUCUCAGGGUACGCCGGGUCGAAGAUUGGAGCAGCGCGUGUGGUGGAGGCACUCCAGGUCGAGAACCAGGGCUUCAACUUUUUCAGUCUGUGCCCCGGAGUUGUCAGGUCGGAGAUGUUGACCAAGUCCGGGCUCGAGCCUCUCUGCGAAGCGGGCAGCCUGCCAGUCGAUGAUGCCGACCUGCCAGCGCACUUUCUGGUAUGGCUAUCUAGCCCUGAGGCCGGGUUUUUGAAGGGGAAGUUUCUCUGGACCAAUUGGGAUGUUGAUGAGCUGAAGUCGAGGGAAGAAAAACUUCUUGAUGCAGGUCAGCUGGUUACGGGCUUAAUUGGUUGGUCUUGAGUGACAUGAAAGCAGUAGGCAGAACUCCAUGAUGCAUUGUGGGCUCUAUUAUUCCGGCCACAGUUAUGUGUGUCCAAUGUACUUGAGGACUUAGUUAUUUCUGUGUUAUUACCUGGGUUACUGAUGAUUAAAAUGGUUCAUCUCCUGAUGACAAGAAGCUCAUUGUGGGAAACAAAAUGGGAAAGCCGUCUUGUGAGAGAAUUUACUAAAUCUAUUCUCAA